Messenger RNA from Tarenaya hassleriana, 1587 nucleotides. Its product is annotated as transcription factor E2FB-like. Gene Ontology annotation, biological process: regulation of transcription by RNA polymerase II. NCBI's taxonomy places the organism in Eukaryota, Viridiplantae, Streptophyta, Magnoliopsida, Brassicales, Cleomaceae. Gene Ontology annotation, molecular function: DNA-binding transcription factor activity, RNA polymerase II-specific; RNA polymerase II cis-regulatory region sequence-specific DNA binding; protein dimerization activity. The transcript has 14 exons. The record is from RefSeq and is a predicted model, not a curated record. The coding region runs from base 32 to 1285 and encodes 417 amino acids. Gene Ontology annotation, cellular component: RNA polymerase II transcription regulator complex.
GCCAUUGAAGCGGCAGCUUCCUUUUUCUUCCAUGAAACCACCGAUUUUGUCUCCCGGAGACUUGCAUCGCUUCAGUUCCGCUUCUACGAACCAAGGCGCGGAUCGGGAGGGCGAUUCCGUCGUGGCUAAGUCUACUCAGUCCAAGCGGAAGUCAGACGGAACAGAUCAUGAAGCUGAGACCCGAGAUUCGAUUAAUGUGCCUGGAUACAGUGAAGCAGUGCUCACUUCUGUCCAAACACCUCUCGGGGCGAAAGGGAAGGCUCAAAAAACAUCGAGGUCGGCCAGGUCCAAACAAAAUGGUCCAUCAACUCCUGGUUCGAAUCUAAGUUCUCCUGGUGGCACCAACAAUGCAUUUGGAGCUGCCUGCCGGUACGACAGUUCCCUAGGUCUCUUGACGAAAAAGUUCAUUGCUUUAAUCCAACAGGCGGAAGAUGGGGUUCUUGAUCUGAAUAAAGCUGCCAGCAUUUUGGAGGUUCAGAAGAGGCGUAUAUAUGAUAUUACGAAUGUCUUGGAAGGAGUCGGCCUGAUAGAGAAAAAACUCAAAAACCGAAUCCAGUGGAAGGGCCUUGGGGUCUUAGGUCCAGGGGAGGCUAUUGAAAAUGUUGCCCGUUUGCAGACAGAACUUCAGGAUCUUACCGGCGAAGAGAGACAACUAGAUGAGCAGAUAAGAGCAAUGCAGGAGAGGUUGAGGGGCUUCAGUGAAGAAGAAGAGAAUCGAAAGUGGCUUUUCAUCACCGAAGAAGACAUCAAAAGCUUGCCAUGUUUACAGAACGAAACUCUCAUUGCCAUUAAAGCUCCUCACGGAACCACUCUUGAAGUCCCAGAUCCAGAUGAGGCUGUUGAUUAUCCACUGAGAAGAUACAGGAUGGUUCUAAGAAGUACAAUGGGCCCUAUAGAUGUUUAUCUUGUCAGCCAAUUCGAAGAGAAGUUUGAGGAAAUUCAUCGUGAAGAAGCAAUGCCCAAAGUUCCAUCGAGUUCAGUCCUCACUGCUGAAAUGGAAAACGCAGAAGAGGGAGAACAAAAGGAUCAAAGAACGCGUUCAAGUGCUGACCCCUCCCGGGACUUAAGUACCGGGAUCACGAAGAUCAUUCCCGAUGAUUUUGACGCCGAUGCAGAUUACUGGCUUUUAUCAGAUGCCAGUUUAGGUGUUAGUAUUACAGAACUUUGGCAGAUCGAACCUGACAUGCAAUGGACGGAAUUGGGACCUCUCUGUGAAGAAUAUGCCAUUCCGAGACCCGAGUCUCCAUUGUUCAACCCAAAGGCUGCAACUUCUACAAGCGGGUGAACGGUAUGAGCUGUCAGCUUCGUUUUCUGCAUAACUCGAAAGACUCGGGAGGGAUAAAGAAAAUGGUUGCGAUGUACGUCCUCUGCUCCCUCCUUUCCUGUAUAUCUUGUAGCAUCUCUUUCACUUAUAAGUCAUCUUAAUACCAAAAUGCUUAGAUAUUUGUACGCAAGUGGAAUAGGAAAAGAUAAUCACCGUUCCGAAACAAGGAACUUGACAAGACUGUGUACCUUUGGACCGUGAUUAUCACCAUUGUAUCAGUUGGUAUCAUAUAUAUAUAUAUAUAGAAGAUUAGAGUUUCGAUA